UUUCGAGGAAACAAGUGGCUUCUGGCAGAACGAUCCUUUUUCGUGGUUUGAGAGGUGUGAGCAAACAGAAAGUGGAUUUUGCGGACUUUGUCCGAAUCGUGGUCGGAAUAAAUUCGAAUCAAUUUCUGCACAAGUGUUUCGCUAAAGUGAUUAACGAGAUUUAAGGAUUCAUCUUGAGGAUACAAUGACGAUGGACAUUCGGCAGUCUCGGUUGAAUGUGAAAAUCAAUGGGCAUUGCUCCGGAGCUGGUGCAUGUGACAGUGACGUGAGUGGAAUAGAAAUGGCCCACACGAAGUUGGAUAGUUUUCGGACUGGCAAGAGCUCUGGUAAACGGUCGUUCGACGUAGCUUUUCUAAUGAUGCCAGAUGAAAAACUGAAAACUAAACAAGUGAAAAAAGCUCAAUCGCCGACAAUUGACGUGGAAAGUGAUUCAACUCAGUCGACUAGAUCUGAAGACUUGUCAGUGAAGAACGGUUUCAGUCCAAUUCGUCCUGCCGAGGAAAGAAACUUUAAUCUGGAGUUACUCAGCAGGCCAAAACCCCACGAGGGAAGUCCCACGGCAAUACAGGAGAUGAGCCACGAACGGUUAUCGUACAUGCUACCCAGUUGCAGAUUCUACGAGAAUCCAGGACUGAUGGCAAUUCGCGAGAAAGCCGCUGGAAAUUUUCUUGGCUCGGAGCUGCCACGCAGUGCAUUCUCUAAAGUAACUAGCAUCACAGUUCCUGACUCUCCAAUCCCACCACUGAGUCCAGAUCAACACAGCUGCCCAUCAACAAGCCCUCCUAUUUCCAUCAGUCCAGGAGCUCCAAACAGCUUCCGCUACGAUUAUCCUUUCAUGAAUGGAAGUCCCCAGCACCCAGCGGAUCUCAGUCCUUCCCAACAAUCGAAGUUGAAAACCAUGAUGUAUCGACCAGGUCCCAUGUCGGAAACGGAAAUGCCUCAGGGAUACUUUCCAUCACCUCCAUUCAUGCCAUUCGCAGCAGGUGGCCCGCCAAAUUUGCUGCCGGAAGUAGACGGUAUCAUUCGCAAUCCGGCAGCUGCCGCCAUCCUGUCCACGCUGCUGCCGACGGCGAUGGGUGCCUUCAGUCUGUCGGCACAGAACACCUGCGCCAAGUGUAACAUCAGCUUUCGGAUGACCAGUGAUCUGGUGUAUCACAUGCGAUCGCACCACAAGAACGAACACCAGCAGGAUCCACACCGGCGAAAGCGCGAAGAAAAACUCAAGUGUCCAGUGUGCAACGAAAGUUUCCGCGAGCGGCACCACCUAACCCGACACAUGACCGCUCAUCAAGAUAAGGCCGGAGAUCUGCUGGAUCCCAAGAAGCGAACCACAGAACAACGUGGGCGACCGUAGAAUUUGUGCAACCGAAAUAACAGUUGGCGUUAGACGGUGGGUUUUCGCUAGGGUUGGCAAGCGUAAGGGUUGGUUAAAUAUUUUUAAAUUGUUGAAGCUCAAGUAGGUAAUGGAAACUAUAAAUCAUUAACUAAACAAAAUUAAAAGGGCAGCAUGGCGGGAAAAGUGUAAACUUGAACUGGAAAUAUACAAUUUCAUAGAAAUUUAUAACUCAAUUAAUGCAAAAACAGAUUCGCGCAUCAGUAGAAUAUCACUGAAAAAGUUCUAGAAACGACAACCAUGGUAAAUUUUGCUGAUCAUUUCGUUUAAUUUUUUUUUCAAAUAUUGAUUGAAAUACGUGACACUUUGCAAUACUCCUCCUCGUAGGAAGAAAUAAUGUGGAAGCCACAAGAAUCAUCAGCUGACUUUAGAUCCAGCCAGUAAUUACGUUUAUUAAAUUCACUCUCAGUUAAUAAAUAAACAAACCAAAUGUUGGUAGUGGUAGUAAUAGCUUGUAAUACUCGAUACUACCAGGAUAUAGAGAUCAGUGCGUAAUUAUCAAUACUUUUAAUCAAUGAAAUUGUUGUAAUAAUUACUAAAAAAAUGUAAACAUCAGCAAACAACAAAUAAUGAAAUAAUACUGUUAAUUUCAAAGCACCAUGAUUCGUUUGAAAUGGUUGAAUUUACUUUCCGAGUUUCGAAUGGAUAUAAUUUGAAUAUAUAUAAUGAAAACCAUAGUUUACGUAUAUGAAUGUGAAAUUUCUUUUCAGCAUUUGUUCUAUUGCAUAGAAGACAUUACAAAGAACAAGACUCAGCCCAAAAAGAUUUUAACAGGGUUUAUAAAAUGUCUAUAAUUCAAUUGCAGCUAAUCCCUUUACUCAGUAAACCACUCUGGAAAAUCAUUCAACAUAUAACCAUUCGCAGUUUCUAGCCUGAAACCCAUCCAAUAUUAUUCAUCACUUUAUGAAUCAUCAAUAAUCCGCAAACCAACCGCAGCGGAUCAUCAUCACAAGCCAAUGCAAAAAAUCCAAACGCAAUGCCCCUGCUUUCCUCGGAGACAAGUUAGUUAAAUCCCUUCCACUUGAGCCAGGAAUUAGCUCACAGAGCCAAAACAUGUAACCGAAUGCAGCAAACGCAUACACAAACAAACUAUGGACUCGCGCCCGCGACAAGUGAUUAAAAUCCGCACAUAUUGCCAACGAUCCCUUUGACAAACUCAGCAUAGAAGAAGAGCUGAACAUCUGUUAGUAUUUUCCCCGAAGAAACAAGUGUGAAUCCUUCCUUCCUGCUGACCGACUGCCGCUGUCGCUGUUGCCGUCGCCGGUGCAGCCAGGCUCGAAGUGAGUGUCGAGUGUCGAAAGCAACCCUCUUUAGGAUAAUUUUUGUUUCAAUACGAGCACAUUCGACAUCUCGUGUGGUGUGGUGGCACUGGGCGCUUGACAAGAUCGCACAACAGACGGGACCCCUAUGGUGCUCGUACCUAGAGUGAUUGAAAAUUGGUUUCGACAAUAUGGACUAGUUUUUGGAAUGGAUCGUACAGGAAAAACAAGAGAAAAAUAUGUUUACAGAAUAUGUGACGGGGGAAUUCAACCUUUUCAAUUAGACACGCCGGUUGCUAUUAAUUAUGAUAUUCGUUUCGAAAAUGCAAAGGCGCAACGCGUUUUCGUAUUGCGUUCGAAUAGCAAGUUGAUUGCAGACAGAAAGGGUUAGUGUAGCCAAAAAAGUCAUCAUUUGUAUUUCAUAUUAUAAAACGAACUUAAGUUUAGUUUCAAACAUUUGUGAUAUUAAAUGUACUGUAGAAAUAAUUGACGCAAACCGAAAUCGAAAACAAACAAUACUUAUUUCAAGCAAUGAAAAAUGUUUAAUAAAUGUUGUACAAUUAGUGUAAAACGGAAAA
This is a messenger RNA of Wyeomyia smithii (pitcher-plant mosquito), 3230 nucleotides long. RefSeq lists its product as uncharacterized. Gene Ontology annotation, cellular component: nucleus. The record is from RefSeq and is a predicted model, not a curated record. Lineage: Eukaryota; Metazoa; Arthropoda; Insecta; Diptera; Culicidae. Gene Ontology annotation, biological process: regulation of DNA-templated transcription. The coding region runs from base 185 to 1354 and encodes 389 amino acids. The transcript has a single exon.